AUGGUGACAUCUGAGCUGGAAGCAGAUGAUGCAGAUGUUCGGGAACUCCCAGGCGAAGCGGAGAAGACGGUGGAACAGGGCGCGCAGUGCAUAAGCGUGUCCAUGCCCGUGUCCCGCAUUGUCCGCUUUCUGUUUGCUGUCCAGGUACAAAGCAUCGCGCUGAUGCUGCUGGCCGUGGCCGUCGACACCUUUGCCGCCUCUGCCACCGCUGCCGCCUUUGCCGCCUUUGUCGAAAAAACCAAGCAUCGAGCGCGAGGUCGAACCAAAGGAGCAGGAGUCCGCUUGGAGUUCUUCGCCCUCCCUGCAAAGGACAGGGAGGGAGAGCCGCGGCCACUGACAUGGGAAGAGGCACUCGUAGACUUCCUACCCAUCGGCGCAACCGUCCGUGGUGUCAUUCAGGAGCUCAGGCCCUACGGGAGCUUUAUCGGCUUGAUUGUCAAUGGCAUGGCCAUGGGCAAGUUUGGUGAGGACUCUCGGAUCCGUGGCUUCUGCGAGGACCUGCAGAGCUCGUCUGAUCCUGCACAGCUGCAGGUGGGAGAGCACGUGGCAGUGAAGAUUUUGGAUGUUGACAUGGUGACGAAGCGGGUCUUCGUCUCCACGCGUGAGGCAGAUCCUCCCUGGCCUCCACCACGAGAGCGUGUUCUUCACACGCUGCUUGUCACAGUACAGAAUUUCAGAACACGGGCUUGCAACGUGUCGGGCGACAAUCCUGGACCGAGGUGUCUGUGGGUUCGUCUCCCGAGGGCGCGCAGCCGCGCAGCGGUUCGUUUGGUAUGUCAGCCGCGAGGUCAGUCCCGCUCGAGUUCUGCCGCCUGUUUUCGUCAAGACGCAGACGGGCGCGGUGGUGACAAAGGUCACGCGGGAAAUUCACGGCGCGCGGCGUGUCGUGACGUUAAAUCCCAGUCUUCCGCCGGCCCCGACUUCGGUGGGGUCUCCGUGCGCCGUGCCAAGGCAUGUGCCAGCUCGGAGCGGGUUGCCGUUUGCAACACCGCCCCGCGUCAGGGCUGUAGACCUCCACGCGCGAGCAGCGAGCUCGCAGCGCUUCGAAACCCCGCCGAAGGUGGCAAGGCCACCGCCGUUGACAUCCGCUCAGAUGGAGCGAGGUCACUUCCAACGCUCUUGGCUGCAAGGGCGAUUGGCCAGGAUGCGCCAGUGCUGGCAUCAAAGGAGCAGCAAGAUGAGAAGGCAGCUCCGGCGAAGGAGCAAACAGAAGUCCAAGAAGCCAUCCUGGAGGCAACGAGGCGAACGCAUGCGCAGACCCUCCAGGAGCAGCAAGAGCAGUACGAGAGUAUGCUCGAGGAGCACAAAGAAGUGCUAAAAGCCUCCCUGGAGGCAGCUAUGCGAGAGCAUGCGCAGACCUUGCAGGAGCUCCGUGAGCUCUACGAGGGUAUGCUCGAGGAGCACAAAGAAGUGCAACAAACCACCCUGGAGGCAGCGAUGCGAGCGAAUGCGCAGACGUUGCAGGAGCAGCGUGAAAAGUACGAGAGCUUGCUCGAGGCGGAGCGUCACCGCGCAGAGGAGGCUGAGGCGAACCUGGCCAUGGCCGAGAAUGCGAAGGAAGAGGAGCAGCGAGAGACAUGUGCGCAGAUGCUUCAG
Molecule: messenger RNA, 1596 nt
Organism: Symbiodinium sp. CCMP2456
Lineage: Eukaryota; Dinophyceae; Suessiales; Symbiodiniaceae
Source: the annotation of a GenBank genome assembly